Molecule: messenger RNA, 1240 nt
Organism: Oncorhynchus mykiss (rainbow trout)
Lineage: Eukaryota; Metazoa; Chordata; Actinopteri; Salmoniformes; Salmonidae
Biological process (GO): regulation of transcription by RNA polymerase II
Cellular component (GO): nucleus
Molecular function (GO): DNA-binding transcription factor activity, RNA polymerase II-specific
Source: RefSeq, a predicted model, not a curated record
GCAAGAGCUAUAGAGGCUGCGCAUGUGUAUCCGUUUAUUUGCAUUUGAGAGAAGAAAUGCAAUAAAUAUUGUUGAUUCUGUGGAUUAAGAGCAUUAAUCUAUCUGAAAAUGUCCAAACUGCAGCUGUUGAAUACGUUUCUCACCGAGCGAUUAACUGCAGCGGCUGUUGAGAUAUUUGGGGCAGUGGAAAAAACGAUAACGGAGUACCAGGAAGAAAUCUCCCGUUCAAAGGAGGAGAUCGAUCGUCUACAAAGGCAACUGCACAUCGUUACCCAACCGAAGAUAAAGUUACAUAAAGCAGAUACCCAGCAGCUCAUUCUCCCUGUCCCUGAGGAGGUUCCCCUUGAGCAGCAGCACUGUGAGCAGGAGUGGACCCCUGGUCUGGUGCAGGAGGACUCAGACCCCACACAGAUUAAAGAAGAACAGGAAGAACUCAGGACCAAUCAGGAGGAAGAGCAGCUUCAGGGGCUGGAGUCUGAUACCAACAUUCUAACAUGUUCUCCUCCCUUUGUGAAAAGUGACUGUGAUCAGGAUGACCCACAUAAGUCCUCCCAACUUUACCACAUACAAACUGUGGAGAACAGAGAGAGGGACUCACUACCUACCAGCACAAUUGAAGAGAUCAAAAUAGAACCCGAUGAAGAGGAUUACAGAGUAUCAGAACCAACCAGUGACUCUCAAACCCUCUCUGUAGUAACCCCUUACAGCUCCGUGAGCACAUUAAAUAUGAAUCAGCUAAUUGGCAAUGCAGAAUCAGACAAACCAUUUCAGUGCAAUGUAUGUGGCAAAUUCCUCAAGAGGGAAAAAAGUCUUAUCGUGCACAUGAUGGGUCAUGCAGGAGAGAAACCAUUUACAUGUCCUUUAUGUAACAAAGGCUUUGUUGCGGUAGGCACUUUAAAGACACACCUGAAACUUCACACAGGGGAAAGGCCACACCGGUGCCAUGUUUGUGGAAGAUGCUUUAAACUGAAAGGAGCCCUGACGGAGCACAUGAGGAUACACACUGGGGAGAAACCAUUUAGCUGUCAUGAUUGUGGCAAGUGCUUCAGUCGUACAAAUGCCCUUACGAAUCACAUGCUGCACAUUCACAAGAAGAAAAGAACGUACAAGUGACCUGCGGAGAAAGAGUCUAUCUGAAAAGUAGCCUUCUAUCUAUAUGGCACACUUAAGUAAUGCCCUUUUAAUUUAAUAAUGUAUGGGUCAAUAUUUGAAGGAAUAAAUGUGUUGACCAUUUACUAAA